AUGCCUCCAUCAAUUCCGAGAAGAGCUUCCUCUCUAAUUUAUCUUGUUCCUGUCGAAUGGUUGAAAAGGAGAAAUUACAAUUUUUCAUCAUCCAAUUCAAGUUUUGAUUAUAAAUUAUUGUUAUUGGAGAGAAAUGAAUCAUCAAAGAGUUUUGCAAAGAGUAGUACUUUUCCUGGUGGUGCUUUGGAGACUACUGAUGGUCAAUUAGGAGAUGAGGAUAAAGUUUGUGCUAUCAGAGAAUCUUUUGAAGAAGCUGGAUUUUUGGUUUGCAAGGAAAAGGUUCCAGUUAAAGAGAUUAUGCAAAAUAAUUGGAGAAAUGUAGUUCACAAUGAAGCCAAUCAAUUCAAACAAAUGCUAUCUCAAUAUAAUUUGACAUUGGAUCUUGAUUCAUUAAUUCCAUAUCAGAGAUGGAUUACUCCAGAAUUGGCACCAUCUAGAUUUGAUACUAAAUUUUACAUUUCCAAUCCAAAGAGUGAACAAGAUUUUGAAUUUGACAUUUCACACGAUGGAAGUGAGAAUGUCAACUCUGUAUGGAUGUCACCAGAUGAAGCAAUUUCAAGUUUUGUACAAAAGAAAAUUCUCUUGGCACCUCCAACUUAUUGUAUAUUGAAUCAUUUAUGUAAAUAUCAAACAUGGAAUCAUAUCAUUGAGGAGUCCAGAAAUAAGAAUGUUGAUCUCAAUCAUCAACCAAUUCUUCCAAUAAUGAUUAAUAACAAGGAUGAAUCAGUUAGAGGAGUUUAUGGAGAAAGAAUUCCAAAGCAAAUAAUCAUUUUACCAGGAGAUUGUCUCCACAAGUCAUCAGACAAUAUCAGUGGCAUUCCUAAUUCAUAUCACAGAUUGGAAAUUUAUGGACCAAAUGAUUACUCUCUCAUUGACAAGAGACAAUCAAAACUUUAA
Molecule: messenger RNA, 897 nt
Organism: Naegleria gruberi
Lineage: Eukaryota; Heterolobosea; Eutetramitea; Acrasida; Naegleriidae
Exons: 2
Coding region: 1-897 (298 amino acids)
Cellular component (GO): mitochondrion
Molecular function (GO): hydrolase activity, acting on acid anhydrides, in phosphorus-containing anhydrides
Source: RefSeq, a predicted model, not a curated record